AUGGUUGGUCUGGUUGUGCUUAUGUUUCUGGGGGCUGCAACUGCAGCCCCUCUAGAUGACAAGAUUGUGGGAGCGUACAAGUGCACUAAGAACUCUUAGCCCUGGCAGGUCUCCAUCAACAUCGGAUACCACUUCUGUAGAGGGUCUCUCAUCAAUGACCAGUGGGUCAUUUGUACUGCCCACUGCUGGCAAAACAAUAACAACAAUUUCCUGCACCUAUCUCAGCCCCUACUCUUGUGUUGUGCUGGGGUCAUGUCAGUGGAUGCCAUCUACUGGCAUCAGAGCUAUGACUAUCAGACCCUGGACUAUGACAUCAUGCUGAUGAAGCUGACUCACCCUGCCAUUCUGAACCAGUAUGUACAGCCCAUUGCUCUGUCCACAGCGUGCACUAACCCUGGGAACAUGUGCACAGUGUCUGGCUGGCGCAACAUCUACACUGACAAAGUCUUCAACCACUUUAACCUUCAGUGUGUUGAGGUGCCCAUCCUGUCUGAUGAGGUCUGUAAGAAUUCAUAUCCAGGAAUGAUCACUGACCGAAUGGUGUGCGCCGGUUACCUGGAGGGAGGCAAAGAGUAUAAAGUAAAAGUAUAAUUUCGACUUGUCAGGAAUAGAAAUAGAUGGACCAAAAAACAAAAAGAAAUUGGGAGUUAGAAUUUUUUUUAAUAAUUGCAAAUGAAUACAGAGAA
Messenger RNA from Boleophthalmus pectinirostris (great blue-spotted mudskipper), 686 nucleotides. RefSeq names its product cationic trypsin-3-like. Gene Ontology annotation, molecular function: serine-type endopeptidase activity. The record is from RefSeq and is a predicted model, not a curated record. Lineage: Eukaryota; Metazoa; Chordata; Actinopteri; Gobiiformes; Gobiidae. Gene Ontology annotation, biological process: proteolysis. The transcript is spliced from 4 exons.